This is a messenger RNA of Melanotaenia boesemani (Boeseman's rainbowfish), 1851 nucleotides long. It is a transcript of the gene gtf3c5, whose product is annotated as general transcription factor IIIC, polypeptide 5. The coding region runs from base 99 to 1706 and encodes 535 amino acids. Lineage: Eukaryota; Metazoa; Chordata; Actinopteri; Atheriniformes; Melanotaeniidae. The record is from RefSeq and is a predicted model, not a curated record. Gene Ontology annotation, cellular component: transcription factor TFIIIC complex. Gene Ontology annotation, biological process: transcription initiation at RNA polymerase III promoter. The transcript is spliced from 11 exons.
AUACACCGCCGCCAAUGAGGGAGUUCCGAUUGUUUUUACUAUAAAUAUAUACUUUUCAUCCAUGAUACAACUGAAGCGCUUAAUGCCACCUUAAAAUCAUGGCAAACGAAGAAAAUGGUUCGUCGAAUCACAACGAGGUGACCUUAAAUUUCACUUUGAAAGAACUGAGUUUUUCCGGUCCGACUGAAGAUGCGGUACCGGGAAGCUCGUCCACGUUAGAGCUGUCGGACAAGAAACUGGUGUGUGUGGAGUAUCCGGCGGUGGUCAGCAACGUUGACAAGAUGCUGCAGACUCUGGGUGGCGAGCAAACAGUAUCCAAAACCUUUGCUGACCCCAACAGGCGUCUGGAGUUGCGUUUCCGACCUCAGGACCCUUUCUGUCACUCUGCAUGUGGAAACCGCCUGUCGUCAAGCAACCUCCUUCUCAAAGUGCGACGGCUGACGCGUAAAAAAGAACCCAGCGAUGUCAAGAUCCAAAUGGAUGUAGUUGGAAUCAUAGGAACAACUUACAAAUUCCAAGGUAUGGUAGACUUUCAGUACCUCGCUGUGCAUUCACAGGGUGGAAACGACUCAUCUUUAUAUGACAAAAUAAUCCUCCGCAAGACUGAGAAUCAGGAGUUCUUCGAGCAGCCUGUGCCUUACUUCCUCCCUCCGGCCAUCUUCUCGCGUCUCGACUGUCCUGUGGAUUAUUACUACCGGCCUGACUUCCUGCAAAAAUCAUCAGCUGCACAAAGGGCUGUCAGCAAGAACUUCAUUGGUUUGAAUCGUGCUCGUCGGCCCCACAACGCCAUCUUUGUCAGCUUUAAUGAACCCACCGUGCCCACGAAAUGCCUGGAGGCAGCUAAGGUUAACUGGACUCGGUGCUGUCUAAAGGAAUCGGACAGGGAGGCUGAAGAGCAGCUAAAAAGGAUGUUUGGGAGCCGGCCCAUCUGGUCACGGAACGCAGUCAAGGCCAAUGUCAACAUCCACCCUGAUAAACUGAAGCUGCUGCUGCCCGUCUAUGCCUACUACAUGGUGACAGGACCUUGGAGAAGCCUGUGGGUGAGGCUGGGCUAUGACCCCCGAAAGAGCUCAGAAUCCAAGAAAUACCAGAUGCUGGAUUUCAGGAUCCGCUGUAGCUCCAAGCACGGCUAUUCGCUAUCCGACAUGCUGGUGAAAGCCAAGAGGAGCGCCCUUAACUACAGUCUGCCAAUCACAGUUAACAAAACAGGUCCCCAGCCUGCUAGUGUGAUGGAUAUUCCCGUUCAAGAAUGCCCCAGUACCAGUCGGGAUCCAGUUCCAGCCACACACCAGCUGAAGGAGUCGUCCUACAUUUUCAGAGAAGGCAUGCUGCCGCCGCACCGACAAAUGUUCUACCAGCUCUGUGAUUUGGACGUGGACAGCAUCAAAGAGGUGAUCGAGCAGAACAGCGGUCAGGAGGAGCUCUGCGACGAGCGUGAUGGCUGGUGUGUUCUCGGCACCACUGACAAGCUGAGGGAUAUAAUCUCAGGCAUGAUUAAGAAGAUCACACGAGCUCAGAAACCAGCAUUGCCCAAAGUUACUGGAAAAAGACAGCGGAAAAUGAGAAAUGUGGAUGCAGAGGAUGAUGAGGACAUACAGGAGGAAGAGUUUGAGAACAAGGAGGAUGAUGAGGAUGAGGAAGACGAAUUUCAGCCAUCUGAAGGAAGUGAAAAUGAGAUGGAGACAGAAAUUCUUGACUAUAUGUGACACAAGAAUCAUGCGAUUGUUCAUUUUCCAUUUGAGUAAAAUAUGAUGUAUUUAGUUAAAUGUAAAUAAAGAAAUGAGUUUUUCUAAAGGUUUGUGUCAAAACUGUCCUGAUCUUAUUAAAAAAAAACAUUAUUUGUUUCUUGUG